GUGGGAUACUAAAAAAGGUCAAUGUUCCUCCACUAUCCCACUUAGGUAAAUGCAGAUGAGCACUAGUUGGUUUGUGAAAUUUCUAUCCCAAUACCAGCAUGUUUUUAGAGAAAAAAGAGGACAUAUUCACAUAGUGCUAUCUAAACCAGUGAGUGGAACAAUUCUUCAAUCCAGAUAUUAAGAUGAGCACAGAUGGUGUGGAACACUCAAAGGCUCACCAUGAACAAGCAGACAUUGAACAAAGACAAAUUAAAACAGAGAACCUCAACGACUCUCUCCAUGCACACAAAACAUGUCACCCGGCACAAGGAUCCCCAAUACCUGGAGUCCAAGCAAGCCAGCUGUCAGUGGAGCUCCCCUCCCUCCACACCAUGCCGCAGCUGGUGCUUAUGUCAGGCUCUCACCACCUCUCAUCCCCCUCCUCCUUCCUCCUCUCUCAGACACAACAUACGGGGCAUCAAGCACUUCUGCAGCAGAACCUGCACAACUUUCCCACCCAGAGCCAGUCAGGUCUCCUCCAGCAUCAGCCUGGGUUAGCACUAACACCUCAGGCCAUGAGUCGGUCGGGCCUGACGUCGUCGUCCAUGGAAGGACACGUGGACAUGUCCCACCUGCAGGUCCCCAAACACAUCGGGGCCCUCCAGCAGGACGAUCCCAGCGACCUAGAGGAGCUUGAACAGUUUGCCAAGGCCUUCAAACAGAGACGCAUCAAACUGGGCUUCACCCAGGGUGAUGUAGGCCUGGAUAUGGGGAAACUGUAUGGGAAUGACUUCAGUCAGACUACCAUCUCCCGCUUCGAGGCACUCAACCUGAGCUUCAAAAAUAUGUGCAAGUUGAAGCCGCUACUGGAGAAGUGGCUGAGCGACGCAGAGAAUUCUCCCUCUGACUCUAUGGCCAACGUUGCCUCUCUACCCCCCCUGAUGGAAGGCUAUGGAAGGAAAAGGAAAAAGAGAACAAGCAUUGAAACCAACAUCAAGUUCACCCUGGAGAAACGCUUUCUUGACAACCCCAAGCCUAACUCGGAGGAGAUCACGCUGAUUUCAGAGCAGCUGUCUAUGGAGAAGGAGGUGGUGCGGGUGUGGUUCUGUAACCGUAGACAGAAGGAAAAGAGGAUCUACUGCCCUGUGUCCCCCUCACCCAUGAAAUCACAUAACUUCAACCCCAGAAUGGCCUCCACGUCCAGAUCAUACAGCCCUCUUGCUUCAGGAGGAGUGUCAUCGAGUCCCUCUCCUAAUAGUCCUAGUCAUGGGCCUUCGCUCGGCACACUCUCGUCUGGCUCCCCUGCUUUGACCUCCCAGGUCAACCAAUCCUUCAGCUCACCAGGGUCGUGGUAUCGCACAUGGAACCCUAUGCCCUAUCACCACUGAGAAAUCCUGCCUGUUGUGGAAGAGAACUAAAACUACCGAUGUCAAUGAAGGGAAACAGAAAUGGAUACAAUCCAUCAAACACACAUAUUGUCAAAUGUCAUAUACAAUACUUGGUCCCGCUUUAAAUUAUGUUAAAAUUAUAGAAGCUUCAUGAUGCCUUCAUAAGCACUACAUAAAUGUGUUGCAAAGUAUCUUUAACUGUAUUUCAUGGUUUAUAAAGGGUUCAUAAAUGUGGCCUAACUAUGUGACAUAAUCACCAAUGUCAGCUGCCAUAACCCGCUAUGUCGAAUAUGAUAUAAACAUGUGCUUUAUAAAAGGGUGACAUGUUGUGCUGAAGCAUGGCAUAAGGCUCUAAAGUGAUGUCAUGUUAGUCACAUUACUCCUAACCUCAAACACUUCUGCCCAAAUGCGCAGAAGGUCUGGUGGACCAACACAUUAAACUUGGCCUUCAUAAGUUAGGGUUAGGUUUAAAAUCACAUUUUUGUUCUGUGAAGGGAGUAGUACACAGCGUUGUACGAGAUCCUCAGUUUCUUGGCAAUUUAUCGUAUGGAAUAGCCUUCAUUUCUCAGAACAAGAAUAGACUGACGAGUUUCAGAAGAAAGAUCUAUGUUUCUGGCCAUUUUGAGCCUGUAAUCAAACCCACAAAUGCUGAUGCUCCAGAUACUCAACUAGUCUAAGAGGCCAGUUUUAUUACUUCUUUAAUCAGAACAACAGUUUUCAGGUGUGCUAACAUAAUUGCAAAAGGGUUUUCUAAUGAUUAAUUAGCCUUUUAAAAUUAUAAACUUGGAUUAGCUAACACAACGUGCCAUUGGAACACAUGAGUGAUGGUUGCUGAUGGGCCUCUUUACGCCUUCCAGCUACAAUAGUCAUUUACAACAUUAACAAUGUCCACACUGUAUUUCUGAUCAAUUUGAUGUUAUUUUAGUGAACCAAAAAUGUUAGAUUUCUUUCAAAAACAAGGACAUUUCUAAAUGACCCCAAACUUUUGAACGGUAGUGUAUGUGCUUACUGCACUACAGAAAAUCUGCUCACCAAAGAACAGUGCAGGGCAUGCUCACUGAAAUAAAGGGCAACUACACACAAAAAAAACGACAUUUCUUAGAUUUUUCCUAGACCUCAAAAGUCGUCCCCUGAUGUGGUUUAAGCAUUGUUGUGAACACAGAAAAUAUUUUUUUUUCGUUUUUUCUAUUUGAAAACCUGGGAUAAACCAGAAAAAAAUGGGGAAAUCCGAAACCUGGAAAAACAAAACGGUAUUCGAGUUAAAGACUGAAGUAGGCAAACAUUUUUAAAUGGCCUUUAUUAAAUAAAGGUUCAAAAAAAUUAAAAUGUAUUUGACCACGGGAAAAUGCAUGUAGCCUAUACAGUUGUAUAUGUUGGAUUCAGUUGAGCUGCCCAUGAACAUUGUUUUGUUUAGUAACACUUUACUUGACACCCAGCGUCAUAAUAAGUUAUGACACAGUCAUAACCAUAUCGUAAUAUGUCAUAACACCUGACAUAACAUGGUCUUAACACUUGUCAUGACCCAUAUAUUUACACCUGUUGUGGCAUAUAUUGCGUUAUUUUAUGGCUGGUUAUGACACCUAUUCAAAAUGUUUUGUCCCUGCCAAGAAGUUUCCUUUCAUUUGAAAGUUUGUCCUUCGUCCUUUAUUUUUGUUAGGAAUUCUUUACAGUCAUGUUUCCCCCCCAUCUUAUUUUAAAUAACUAUUUUAAAUCAUUUUCUAUCAUUUUCUACUAACUAGAAAAUAUACUUUUUGACACAGUCAUAAACCAUUAUAACCACCCUGUGUCACAUGGACUAAGAAAAUACACUUAUGACACUGUCAAGAAACAUUAUGACUAUACUGUGUCACUUUACUUGGACUAAGAAAAUACACUUUAUGACACUACCAAGAAGCAGUAUGACCAUCAUAAUUAUAUAAGCAAGAUAGGCCUAUCACAUACAUGCCCUUACAUCUGUCAUCAGUCAAAAAUAGUCUUCUCGUGCUCCUGAAAUCUGUUUCUGUGUUCAUCCCAGUCAUUAGAAACAGAGCAUUGGGGUAGGUGCAUGUUUGACAUCAAUGUGUGCACAGUUACAAUGCUAAUUUAAUAUGGUACAUUUCAGAAAAUGUUAUAUAACACAAACAAGUAGGCUGUGGUGUAAUGGAAUGUUUUGCCUGGUGUGGUAGUUUUGUGGGUUUUGACACUCUUAUGUAGGUGUCAUAACCAGCCAUAAAAUAACGUAAUAUAUUUCACAACAGGUCUAAAUUUGUGUCAUGACAGUGUUGUGAUCCUAUUAUGACAAGUUAUGUCAGCUGUUAUGACAUAUCAUGACAUGGUUAUGAUCAUGUCAUCAUGUGUUAUGACCCUGGGUGUCAAGUAAAGUGUUAUCGUAUUGGGUACAGUGAGGUUAAUUUGGAUAUUUUCUUUGUUAUUCAUCAGGGGUUCAGGUGUGACAAUAAUUGUGUGAAGGUGUACAUAGUAAAAUACAGCAAUCUUACAUAAUGAUGUUGUCUAUUGUUUGUAUUUGUAUAUAUAAUGUUUGCAAAUAUAUUUAGGUUGUGAAAUUAUUAAAUAUUAGAGGGGCCAGAACUUUAGAAAAAUGAAAUGAUUAACAUAAAAAAAAUCAGCACUAGUAUUUUUUAAGGAAUGUUUCAGAAGUACAUCACACUUUAAAAUCUGCAAUGUGUUUCAGUGUGAUCUAUCAAUGGUCCAAUUCAUACAUUGUUACAGUUUAUUACUUUCAUUAAACACACUUUGUUACAUUGUA
Molecule: messenger RNA, 4113 nt
Organism: Oncorhynchus nerka (sockeye salmon)
Lineage: Eukaryota; Metazoa; Chordata; Actinopteri; Salmoniformes; Salmonidae
Product: POU domain, class 2, transcription factor 3-like
Exons: 13
Coding region: 183-1367 (394 amino acids)
Biological process (GO): regulation of transcription by RNA polymerase II
Cellular component (GO): nucleus
Molecular function (GO): DNA-binding transcription factor activity, RNA polymerase II-specific; RNA polymerase II cis-regulatory region sequence-specific DNA binding
Source: RefSeq, a predicted model, not a curated record